Molecule: messenger RNA, 1149 nt
Organism: Aspergillus terreus NIH2624
Lineage: Eukaryota; Fungi; Ascomycota; Eurotiomycetes; Eurotiales; Aspergillaceae
Product: hydroxymethylglutaryl-CoA lyase
Exons: 3
Coding region: 1-1149 (382 amino acids)
Biological process (GO): ketone body biosynthetic process; L-leucine catabolic process
Molecular function (GO): hydroxymethylglutaryl-CoA lyase activity
Source: RefSeq, a predicted model, not a curated record
AUGAUCGCUCCAGGUAUGCUCCUCCUCUUUCUCUCCAACUCGCCCUCCUUUUUGUCUCUGUUUCUCUGUGCGAUUGGUACUGUCAGCAUCAUGAUCCGUCCUCGACUCAAUCUCUUCUCUGCCCUGCGGACUCCCCCCGUUCGUAGGUCCUUUGCGACCGAGGCGCGGUUAACCUCGGACCAUGUUCGCGUCGUCGAAGUCGGCCCUCGAGAUGGACUGCAGAACGAAAAGAAGUCUAUUCCCUUGGAGACAAAGCUCCAGCUCAUUGAAAAGCUCGCAAAAACAGGAGUAACCACCAUUGAGGCCGGUUCUUUCGUCCCUGCGAAAUGGGUGCCACAGAUGGCAAGUACAGCAGAAAUCUGCGAACAUCUCCUCAAAACACCACCUCAAUCACCAAGUACCAUCGCCUACAACUACCUGGUCCCGAAUGUGAGGGGGUUGGAGAACCUCAUUAAAGUUAUGGACGCCACAGGGGUUCCCGCGGGAACGUCAUCAUCGCAGUCGGCCACGACGACCGAAAUCUCCCUAUUUGCGGCCGCGACAGAAGCAUUCUCGAAAGCAAACACCAACUGCACUAUCGACGAGUCGCUUGAGCGCAUCCGUCCUAUUGUUGCCUUGGCGAAGACCAAGGACAUCCGUGUGCGCGGUUACGUCUCGGUUGCCCUCGGCUGUCCGUAUGAAGGACCGGACGUCCCUCCCGCAAAGGUCGCGGAUAUCACGGCCACGCUUCUCGAAAUGGGAGCCGAUGAGGUGUCCGUCGCCGACACGACGGGAAUGGGUACCGCUCCCCGCACCAUGGAACUCCUGCAGGCGUUGAAGGCGGCGGGUAUCGCCAACAAUGACCUGGCAUUGCAUUUCCACGACACAUAUGGCCAAGCAUUGGUUAACACGAUUGUUGGACUGGAGCAUGGGGUUCGAAUUUUCGACAGCAGCGUGGGUGGUCUGGGUGGAUGCCCAUACUCAAAGGGAGCUACUGGCAAUGUUUCCACCGAGGAUCUUGUGCAUACCCUGCACAGCCUUGGUAUGCAUACUGGGAUUAGUCUGGACGAGAUGUCGCGGAUUGGUGCCUGGAUCAGUGGUGAACUGGGCCGUGCCAAUGAAAGUCGGGCUGGGAAGGCCACUAUGGCCCGACUGGAGGGUAAAUGCUAG